GUUCCUUUUAUUUUUCUUGUCUUGAAUACCGAUUGUCAAAAAACCCGCUAAGUUUUUACGGUUGAAUUAUUUUUUGUCAAUAAAUUUGAUGUUUAUCAUUAUUCUGUAAUAAAAUUAUUCGUUGAGAAGUUUCCCUCAAAUUUCAAAUAGAGAUGGCUGAUGUGAUAGUCGACGUCGACAGCAAAAACCCCAAGGAACUUCUCGCUCAGGGCGUUAGGGCCUUCGUCCUCCAAGAUUUCAACUCUGCUGUGACCGCUUUGAGUAAAGCUAGUGAACUUAUGGUAGCUGAGCAUGGUGAUGAUCUUCAUGAAUCGCUUGGUGAUGUAUACCUGUAUUAUGGAAAAGCUCUACUUGGAUUGUCUAGAGAAGAAAAUGAAGCACUAGGUGAUGCAGUGCCAAGAAAUAACGACGAAGAAUCUGAUGAGGAUGGCGAUGGAGGUGAUGAACCAGAAGAAGAUGGCGAGGAAAACGAUGAGGCCUCAGAAAAUGUGGAAACUGAAGAAAAUGGCACUGCUAAAGAAAGUGCAGUGGCAACAGAGAAUGAAAAAAUGGACAUUGCAGAGGAAAGUAGCAAAAAAACUGAAGUAAAAGAGGGUGCUACUGAAGUUGCAACUAAUGGAACAUUUGAGGUUGAAGCUUCAGGUUCCUCUGGGCCUUCUGGCGAUUCUGAAAAUAAAACCGAAAAUGAUGAAGAACCAACGGACCUGCAGGUAGCUUGGGAAGUUUUGGAGUUGGCAAAGAAAAUUUUUGAAAAGAUGGGAGAUAAUGGCAAGAAACAUCUUGCUGAAACUCUUACGGUUCUGGGUGAAAUUUCACUAGAAAGCGAAAAUUUUGAGGCGGCCAUUAAUGACAUAAAAGAUGGUUUGCAUAUUCAAACAGAAAUAUUUGAAAAAGAUAGUCGUACUGUAGCAGAAACUUACUAUAAGUUGGGCAUAGCCUAUUCCACUAAUUCUCAAAUCGAGGAAGCCAUUGCAAAUUUCAAAAAUUCUUUGGUGUAUCUGCAGCACAGGAUUGAAAAUUUGGAAAAGAAAGAAGAUAAAAAAGAUGGUAUAAAAGAGGAAAUUGAGGAAAUAAAAAGUCUUAUCCCUGAUAUUGAAGAAAAAAUUGCGGAUAUGAAGACCUACAAAGAUGAGGCACUCAAAAAAAUUGUAUCUGCUGUAACGGAAGCAAAACCACUCGGAGAGUCAUCAACUUCUGAAGCAAGCUCUUCCAAACCUGUCACGAAUAUCUCACAUCUCGUUAAAAGAAAAAGAAAACUUGAUGAAAUAACAGACGAGAAAGAGAGCGUAGAUGACAGACCCGCUAAGAAAUAGUGUUUUAGUUUCAUGUCUUUUCAAAUCAUUAUAAUCAUUUCUGGGAUAUUUCCUUCAGUACAAGAAGUAUUUUCAGUUGUGUAUUAUUUAUUGGAUGUGAGAUUUUACUUGAUACUUUUAAUGACCACAAUAAAACCACUUUUUCAUUUUUA
Molecule: messenger RNA, 1465 nt
Organism: Leptinotarsa decemlineata (Colorado potato beetle)
Lineage: Eukaryota; Metazoa; Arthropoda; Insecta; Coleoptera; Chrysomelidae
Gene: Nasp
Product: Nuclear autoantigenic sperm protein
Biological process (GO): CENP-A containing chromatin assembly; DNA replication-dependent chromatin assembly
Cellular component (GO): nucleoplasm
Molecular function (GO): histone binding
Source: RefSeq, a predicted model, not a curated record